AUGGCAAGGGAUGAUGAAAGAGCCUGCAUUUUCUUUUUCCGCUCCACUAUAACGGCCUUUGCACAAUGUGUGGGCCCAAAGGACAUCAAAGGCCAGUGUUGGACAGAUGAGGAGUCGGACGGAGAGAAUGAGUCGGAGCAGUUCCUGUACGGCAUUCAGGGGAGCUGUGCCGCUGACCUGUACCGUCACCCUCAACUGGAUGCCGACAUUGAGGCAGUGAAAGAUAUCUACACUGACAGUGCUGUCUCUGUCAGAGAGUAUGGAACCAUCGACGACGUGGACAUCGAUCUUCACAUUAACAUCGGGUUCUUAGACGAGGAGGUUGCGACAGCUUGGAAAGUUAUCAGAACAGAGCCCAUUAUUCUGAGACUGCGCUUUUCUCUUUCUCAGUACCUCGAUGGACCUGAGCCGUCAGUAGAGGUGUUCCAGCCCUCCAAUAAAGAAGGUUUCAGCUUGGGCCUGCAGCUCAAAAAGAUCCUGAGCACGUUCACCUCUCAGCAGUGGAAGCACCUCAGUAAUGAGUUCCUCAAGGCCCAGCAGGAGAAGAGGCACAGCUGGUUCAAGGCCGGAGGGACCAUCAAGAAGUUCCGCGCCGGACUCAGCAUCUUCUCCCCCAUACCCAAGUCUCCAAGUUUCCCUCUGAUCCAAGACACAGUUUUAAAAGGGAAGCUGAGCGUCCCUGAGCUGAGAGUGACCCGUCUGAUGAACCGCUCCAUCUCAUGUACCAUGAAGAACCCUAAAGGGGAGCUGUACAGUUAUCCCCCAAACAGCCAGGCGGGCGGCCACUGCAAGAACAUCCCUACCUUGGAGUAUGGAUUCUUAGUGCAGAUAAUGAAGUACUCAGAGCAGAGGAUCCCCACGCUCAACGAGUACUGCGUGGUCUGUGACGAACAGCACGUCUUUCAGAACGGAUCCAUGCUGAAGCCUGCGGUGUGCACCAGGGAGCUCUGUGUGUUCUCCUUCUACACUCUGGGUGUGAUGUCUGGAGCUGCAGAGGAAGUGGCCACUGGAGCAGAGGUGGUGGACCUACUUGUGGCUAUGUGUCGAGCAGCUCUCGAGUCUCCUCGUAAGAGCAUCAUCUUUGAGCCGUACCCAUCAGUCGUCGACCCCAAUGACCCCAAGACUCUGGCCUUCAACCCAAAGAAGAAGAAUUAUGAGAGACUGCAGAAAGCACUGGAUAGCGUCAUGUCCAUCCGGGAAAUGACCCAGGGCUCAUAUCUGGAGAUAAAGAAACAGAUGGACAAACUGGACCCUCUGGCCCAUCCGCUGCUGCAGUGGAUUAUUUCCAGUAACAGGUCUCAUAUUGUCAAGCUGCCGCUCAGUAGGCAACUGAAAUUCAUGCACACCUCCCACCAGUUCCUGCUGCUCAGCAGUCCCCCGGCCAAGGAGGCUCGUUUUCGCACUGCCAAGAAAUUAUACGGCAGCACCUUCGCCUUCCAUGGUUCCCAUAUAGAGAACUGGCACUCUGUUCUGAGAAAUGGACUAGUCAAUGCCUCUUAUACCAAACUGCAGCUGCAUGGGGCAGCGUAUGGAAAGGGCAUCUAUCUGAGCCCCAUCUCCAGCAUAUCUUUUGGAUACUCAGGAAUGGGGAAAGGACAGCACCGCAUGCCCACCAAAGAUGAACUGGUGCAGCGUUACAACCGCAUGAACACCAUACCACAGAGCCGACCAAUACAAUCAAGGUUUCUUCAGAGUCGAAACCUGAACUGCAUCGCUCUGUGCGAAGUUAUCACAUCUAAAGAUCUGCAGAAACAUGGAAACAUCUGGGUGUGUCCCGUCUCCGACCACGUCUGCACUCGCUUCUUUUUUGUGUAUGAGGAUGGCCAAGUCGGCGAUGCCAACAUCAACACCCAGGAGCCUAAGGUUCAGAAGGAGAUCAUGCGUGUGAUCGGGACCCAGAUCUACUCCAGCUAA
Limanda limanda (common dab) is the source of this 1914-nucleotide messenger RNA. Its product is annotated as protein mono-ADP-ribosyltransferase PARP6. The record is from RefSeq and is a predicted model, not a curated record. Gene Ontology annotation, molecular function: protein serine/threonine kinase activator activity; NAD+ poly-ADP-ribosyltransferase activity; kinase binding. Lineage: Eukaryota; Metazoa; Chordata; Actinopteri; Pleuronectiformes; Pleuronectidae. Bases 1 to 1914 code for a protein of 637 amino acids. The transcript has 22 exons. Gene Ontology annotation, biological process: endoplasmic reticulum unfolded protein response. Gene Ontology annotation, cellular component: membrane; nuclear envelope; intracellular anatomical structure.